This is a messenger RNA of Penicillium cosmopolitanum, 471 nucleotides long. RefSeq lists its product as uncharacterized. The coding region runs from base 1 to 471 and encodes 156 amino acids. NCBI's taxonomy places the organism in Eukaryota, Fungi, Ascomycota, Eurotiomycetes, Eurotiales, Aspergillaceae. The record is from RefSeq and is a predicted model, not a curated record. The transcript has 3 exons.
AUGCCCAGAGUGUGGAAUGCCGAGGCGGACGCGAAGCUCUUCUGUGGCGUACUAGCCCAGUUGCAGGACACAAACACCAGACUCGACUAUGAUGCACUGGCCAAAUACAUGGGUCCCGACUGCGUCGUAGGCGCUGUAAAGAACAGAAUGAACAGGCUCAAAGCCGCUGCGAGGUCUGAGGGGCCUACGACCCCCAGCGUCGAAUGCGCUUCUUCUCCCGCCUCUGUCCCGGAUUCCGCAUCGCCGCCCGUCAAGCGCAAGUGGACCCCUGGCCCUCGCAAGCCGCGCUCCAAGAAGCCAAAGAACGAGCAGAGAGAUGAAAAUCCUCCCAAGAUGGAAAUGGAUCCACUUGGUUUGAAGGAAGAGGGCGAUGAAGCCCUUGUCGUCAAAUACGAAGAAGGGGGAAAGGAGGAUACUUUCAUCAAGACCGACCCUGAGGAAACCGAGGAUGACCCCUCAGUGGAUGUUUAA